Messenger RNA from Hippoglossus stenolepis (Pacific halibut), 6635 nucleotides. RefSeq names its product zinc finger MYM-type protein 4. Bases 100 to 4827 code for a protein of 1575 amino acids. The record is from RefSeq and is a predicted model, not a curated record. Gene Ontology annotation, molecular function: zinc ion binding. The transcript is spliced from 30 exons. Lineage: Eukaryota; Metazoa; Chordata; Actinopteri; Pleuronectiformes; Pleuronectidae.
CAGUCUUGUUGAUGCUAGCUUCUCGCAUACAAAACCCAGAACCCUCCGUGGAGGUGGGUGGGAGCGCGAGAAGCGCGGCGUCUGCAUCGUAAUUAAAACAUGGCGGAUUCCGAGGAAUUUAGACUUAAACGGUUAAAGAUAUUCUGUGGAAAAAGAUCUAUUGAAAAUGAAACUGGUUUGCACGAGGAGCAGCUGUCCAGAGUGUUUGAUGAAGUGAUGGGGCUGGGAGACUUCGCUGAAUCCUCUAGGGGCUCUGCCACUUCUUCUAAGAGUGGAGGUCAGGAGGAAACGAACACAGUAGAUGAAACAUCAGGACAAGAGGAACAGCAACCGGUUGAAGAAGAGGAUAGCAAUGGCAGUAGACAAGAAGAAAAGAUGGAUGAGGGGGUGGUAGAAUCCCCCUUUCCUCGCAUUUCCUCCCCUCCCUCUGGCCAACCCUCCUCAUUUACCUUGAGAACCAAUGAAGGAGGAGGAGGGAAAGGAGGAGGAGGGAAAGGAGGAAGUGGAGGAAGUGGAGGGGCAGCAUUUGAUGAUGCACUGGAUGGCCUUCCUCUGUAUGGGCCAGAAGAAGAGGAUGAAGAUUGGCACUUUGCCCUGCCAAUGGGCUCCUUGGAGGACGUUGAUGUGGAUAAGGCAAACAGAAAAAAAAGCAAAGCGGACAAGGGGAACAAUUCAAGUCGAGGCGAUCCCUUUACUAAUGAGCCCAAAGGAGGGGAGCAGGAGAGAGAGAAGGAUGAGAGCACAGAGUCUGCCAACACUUCCCACUCCUCCCAGGACAACACACCUGACAACAGCCGAGAUGGUGGUGCCCUGAACGAGGGAGAGGAGACAGAAGACAGUCAGCAGGGAGAGAGGUCAGAAGCAGCUCCGGUGGAGGACAGUAAUCCCCCGAUGUCUCCGACGAUCAAUAUUAAAGAUGAGCCUAUUGAUGAAGGCUACGACGCUGCUUUACUGCCUCAGAGCUCCAUCAGGCAAAUCAAAGAGGAGCUGGAGCAUCAGGAGGAAGAGCUGAGAAUCAGUUCUGUCUACUCUGUAGGAGGAGCAAACACCUUUGUGUCUCCUACUGUGCCAGCGGCAAUCCCUGCCCCACCCCCAGCAGCCAUUUUUAUCCCAGGUAGAGGUACAGUCCUACAAGCUAUGACUCAGCUUCCUGUGAGACCAACAAUUUCAAUCCCGGGUCCAAUACCAGCUUUGGCAGUAGCGCCCCAACGCCCACCUCAGCCUCCUGUUCCUGGUAGUGUUCGCUGCAGUGGCUGCUCUAAGGUUCUUCUAAAAGGCCAAACAGCAUUCCAAAGAAAAGGUUCGACGCAGCUCUUCUGCUCCACAGUAUGUCUGACUGGACAUCUGCCUCCAACCCCCAAGAACAGAUUGUGUUUCCAGUGCAACAGGGAGAUCAUUCAGCCCAGGGACAUGAUCACGAUUCCAGCAGACGAGAACACGUACAUGCACUUCUGUGGCCAGUUCUGUCUGUCUGUCUUUAGACACAAGAAGAAAUAUAGUGAGAAGCCUCUUGACAAACGAGUGGAGAAGAAGCCAGAGAAGCCGCCUGAGAAACCAGUGGAGCGACAGCCUGAAAAACCCUUCUGCAGUGUCUGCAAAGUUACCAAUAAGAUUGAGCAUGAGGUCACCCAUCAAGGUCGUCUGCACAGACUCUGUGGUGAUGCUUGUUUUGUAACAUGGCGCAAGAUGCGUCACUUAGCCAUGAACUGCUGUGAAGGCUGCGGACUUUACUGUAAUAGCAACUCAGGCUCCUGUCAGACUCUCACGGUUGAAAGAUCUCAGCUCAACUUCUGUAGUCCUACUUGCAUUGGCACCUACAAACAGACCUGCAGAAAGACAGUGGACUGUGUCUCCUGUCACAAGAUGGCGGUAGUGUCCGCCACCAUCAUGGAACGAGACCAAAAGGGCAAAGUUCAACUUUACUGUUCACCUCUUUGUGUGGAACAGAGCCGACCACCCCGACAUAUGCUCAGCGGUACUCCAUUCCCAUGCAGCCUGUGCAAGGUGACAGCUGUUCCUCAGUAUCAUCUGGCCAUGGUGGACGGCACCAUUCGUAACUUCUGCUCCUAUGACUGUGUUUCCAUUUACAGGAAAACUGGGCACCCCUCUCAGCCAGACCUGACCAAUGGAACCUUCUCUCUCAGGGACCCCUACAUCAGAGAUGCAAUCAAACCAGGGCCUUCUGCUGGUGCCAGCUCAGUUCCUCCCAUUCCUCAGGACUACCCAUCUUCAGUCCCCUACCAAGGCCAUCAUCCCAGUCAUACCUCAGUGCCCCCAGUCGUGCCUCCCUACAUGGGCAUGUCCUCCCCCUCUGUCCCAGGGCAAGCACUGACCAGAGUGCCCCCUGGUCAGUCCUCCAAAACAACAGAAGGUGGACACAUUGACACCUCCAGACUGACCUGCCAUCAGUGCAGCAAACACUUCAGCAGCAAGCCGACGCUAUUCAGUCACCAAGGUCGCAUUUCUAUGUUUUGCAGUACAACGUGCUGUGAACAAUAUAAAACCCAGAAAAAUAUCCUGGCAGUGUGCGAGUGCUGUAAACGGGAGAAGGUCCCCUUUGAAAUCAUCAGCAACAACCAACAGGAACUCGUCUUCUGCAGUGAAAACUGUAAGAUUCUCUACAAACAUGAGCUGACCUCUCGUAACAAGGAUCAUACCUGGCGUCCCUGCUCCUACUGCUCUAGCAUCAGCCAGAAGAUGCUGCACAGUCAUUAUGGCGGCAAGAUUGAGGAGUUCUGUAAACCCCACUGCAUGUCCCAGUACACUGUGAUCUACUAUGGGAUGGGGAGAUGUGACAGUUGUAGGAAACAGGGCUACAUGACGGAAAAGCUGCAGUGUUUGGGUUCAGUCCGUAACUUCUGUCACCUGCCCUGCCUUCUACAUUACUGCCACCAUCAUUUUGAGACGAGCCAAAACAGCAACAGUAACGGUACUGGAACGGCCCCACAGACACCAUAUGCGCCUACGCAGCCACACCACUCCUCAAAGAUGAAUCCUGUCAUAGCUGAUGUCGUGUCAUUGGCCAGUGGCUCUGCCACUCAGCCUAGUGUGUCAGCAGAUACUGCUCAGACUGGAGCACUUCCAACCUCCAUUGACGGCAAGAACCAUGACCAUGCGAGUACACAGACUGACGCCAUGCGUGUGCCUGUGUCCCGUCGGCGUCAAAUGAAGAACAAGUCGGUUCUGUGUCGCCCCUUCACUAUGGACCAAGAGACUAUGUGCCAGCUGCCCACAUCUUCCACUGAAUCAGAAGCUCAGUCUUCACCCUCAGUGACCACAUCAGCCAGAGAGGAGAAUGUGAGGGUGAUAAUGGUACCAGUCCCAGUUCCGGUCUUCAUUCCAGUGCCUAUGAAUAUGUACUCCCAGUACACACCUGUACCGAUGGCAAUGCCCAUGCCUGUUCCAGUACCCAUCGUCGUACCACAGAAGAACAAGGACAUGAAAGAUGCAGCUGUCCAAUCAGAGCCUUGGGAUUUGAAGAAGGAAAAACACAGUGAUCAGCCAGUUUCCAGUGCAGACCAGAGCAGUUCCAGCGCAGACGUGGAGUCACAAGUGGUCGAUCCCAUAAUCCAUGAAAAGGAGGACACUCUAAAAGCAGUUGAAGCCGAUCUGCCUCUAACUGUAAGUUCAGAAAGGAGCACAGGGCCUGGUGAACCCCAGCUUGAUGUCAAGCCAGAGAGCACGACCACAAGUGACCCGCCGACCACCAGUGGCGAGCAUCAACCUCCCUCCUCUCCAGUGAUGGACUUGGAGACGGACUUCCCUUCUGUAUCAGUUGGUCAGAAGUCGACUGCUCCACAGCGAGGAGUGAAGAGACCCAGAGAAGGUUUCCCUGGCCGGAAACGGGGACGAAGGCGGACUGUUUUGGACCGCAGUGCACUGGAACCGCCCGUCGCCUCCAAACUGAACCACCUGUAUGGGGUUAAAGCCUGGAAGUGCUGGGUCCAACUGCGCAACAAACAGCCACAACAGUCCACUCUAGUGGAUAUAAAAGAAGACAUCCUUCAAUGUGACUCUGCUGAGCUGAGCUUUGCUCUGUCUCGCUUCAUCAGAGAAGUGAGACGGCCCAAUGGAGAGCCCUACAGCCCAGACAGCAUCUUCUACCUCUGUUUGGGGAUACAACAGUAUCUGUUCAUGAAGGGCCGCAUAGAGAACAUCUUCACUGACGAGCUCUACAGUCAUUUUGCCACUGAGAUCACUGGGAUGCUGCAGUUCUGGAAGCCUAAACUACUACCUAGUGGUGGUAUCGUUUCCUCCCGUGUUGAAGAGUCCUACCUGUGGGAGUGUAAGCAGCUGGGCGCGUACUCACCCAUAGUGCUGCUCAACACGCUGCUCUUCUUCUGCACCAAAACUUUCCACUUAACUACGCUGGCUCAGCACCAAAGUCUCUCCUUUGUCAACUUCACUCGACGCUCCAAACCCUGCAGCCGAGCCGGAAGGGUCCACUACCUCCAGUACCAGAGAAGCAGCUCUGCCACGCCCAGCCAGGAAGACACAGAGCGGCACAGAAGAAGGCAGACGGACAAUGAUGGAAGCAUGGAAAUGCUGGAAAAUGUCACCAACCCUCUCCACUGUCCCGUCAGACUCUACGAGUUCUACCUCUCUAGAUGCCCAGAGUCGGUGAAGAAGAGAUCGGAUGUGUUUUACCUCCAGCCUGAACAGAUUGUCCACACAAACAGUUCACACUGGUACACUACUCAGCCAUUAGAGGGCGCCACUCUACAGAGCAUGCUCACACGCAUCUUGGCCGUCAGGGAGGUGAACCAGGCGCAGGGAGCAGCCCAGCAUCAGUCCUCCGCCACCACUGAAGACAGCAGCUUACAGUGAGAUUAAACCUGUCUGAGUCCACAUGAGCCCACGCCCAUCAGUCACUUCAGACUGUGAAAUGGUGGUGUUCAUGAACGGAACCCCACCACCAGGCUUAGAAAGACCGAACAAACUUUGAUUAAAAAAAAGACUCUUUCAUAAAGAGACAUUUUAAGAACUGGGAUAAUUGUAUUUAGUAACCUCAGUGGCCACCUCCUCCUCAUAUAAAUACAUGAGUUUACACACUGAUAUCGUCAGUGAUACUGUUGAACAUGGAAAAUGGAAAGUUUAGGAGUGCAUUGUUAUUGCACAUGUGGUGGGAAUUGAUCUACUACCUGUAAUGGUGAAGGCCGAACAUGUCAGAUGUACCGUUUAUCACAAGAUCAGACCAGUGAAAACAGUCAGAGCUGCUGUGAACAAUGAGAGGGCUCUUUUAUUGUCCCUCUGUAUUUGUUCAAGUUUUGACCAGAGCUUUUAAGGCUGUUACUAGUUUUUUGAGAUGAAUCAAAACCUGAAAGAAAGACAUUUUGAGCAGGUUUGAUUUUUCGGUCGUGUGUAGCUACACAAAACUUCACGUCACUGGUUUAGGUGAAGCCCCUCCGACAGAAAUCCAUUGGAGAUUUGACAAAUUAAAGAUUUAAUAUGUAAUUAAAUCUGCAUCAAAUUCAUCUCAUUAGAGGUGGAAGAUAUCUGGCAUUUGAAUAAAAGCCAAUAUGUAAUAUGUUGGUAAAUCAAUAUAUAUACCAGUGUAACCCUUUUUGUAAUGAGACUCACAGUGCCUCUCAUUUUUUGUUCUUUCAUUUUUAACAAUUUAUCACUUAUUAUUUUCUUCCUCUUUUAUAUUCUUCAUCCUUUGUGGCCUUAUUUCUCUUCUUCUGUCUUUCACUUUCAAUCUUGACAUGAGUUUGUCCCCCUGUUUUGCCUCCAGGGUUUCCUCCGAUCCUCUUAUUCCCUCCAGCAGUGGUGUAUGUAUAGCUGUAUGUACGUCUUCUUUCAUUCCCUUUAUGUCUCUGUCUAACUAACAGUGCCAUCGUUUUCUCCUCUGGGACGUUAUACCCUCUCUUUGUUUUACUUUUUUCCAAUUUGUGUUUCUUCUUUAAUUGGAGGAAAUUGGUUACGGAGAUUUGAAAAAAACAGCACACAACUCAAAUAACCCAAACGCCUGAGGUUUCCCAUAAUAUAACAUGGUCUAUAUGAUUUAUGGUGUAGUAUGGUUCUCAUUGACUAUUGAUUUGUUGUAUAUUGGAUUAAAAAUCAUAAAAUCUCAAAAGAAAUGUCUCGUCAGAAUUCUGCCGGUUGACCAGAACAUCCCUGAUCUAAAACAUAUAUUACUAUGUUGAGAUUUCCCCAAAUAAAUAACCAUUUGUUCUUUUUUUGUGAUGAGAAAUACUCCUUUGUUGUUUUUGUAUGUUUUGUCAUGGAGGUCAAUGUGCCUUUACUUUUGCCUCAUGCUCACAUUUGAUAUAAAAUCCAUGUUACAGUCUAGAGGAGAUAAGAGCACUACACCUCACUCCAGUGCUCCACUGUCACUGAUGGUGAGCCAUCGGCUGGAUUCAGACACAACAUACUGGACCACCCUGUCGCUGCUGCUCUCUGAAACGCCCUCAGUAGAUUGUUCAGUAAGACAAAGACAGUGGAAUGCUUUAUUGUCCUGCACAAAAUGCUGAGUCUCCAUCAAGUAUUACAUUUCAUCUUAUUCCUUCUUUAACUCGGUUGCAAGGUGGAGGAUUACUAUUGAAAGCACGAUGGAAAUGAAAUGUGAUGUUGAAAGUGUCAUUGAACUUUGUGCAUUUUUGAAACAUCGAUUUAUAAAAUGUGUAAAGUUUGAA